AUGCUGGUCCCCAACACUUGUCUCCCCACUGCCAGACACAGCUCUGACCACAAGGAGCAAGCUGAGAGAAGGGACAGAGAGCUGCAGGAGGUGGUGGUCCUGCAGACACCCAGCCAUGUUCCCUCUUCACUGGAGCAUCCCACCGGCAUCAGUUCUGGGGUAGAAUCGCGCCGUCCUGAGAAACCCCCCAACACAAUCCUGAAGCGAGUGGUGGUCUCGGUCCUGCCCGGCCCGUGCAGCCGGUUCCUCUGGAGCCGGCCGGACGAGUAUCGCGGCAGAAAGGCGCUGCUGGGUGCUGGCUUCGGGAUGCUCCUUGGCCUCGGGCUCUGCCACCUCCUCAUCAUGCCUCUGGACCUGCCAGAGACACAGAGGGUGAAGCUUACCUGGGGGCUGACAGUGGUCACUGCCUUGGGCUGGGCCACAUCCCCCCAGUUCCGCUGUGCCAACAUGCUCAUGGUCCCCAAGUUCCUGGGAAAGGAGGGUCGGCUCUACGUUGUCUCCUUCGUCUUUGCUGCCAUCUACAACGGGCCUGGGGCCAACCUCUGGUACAACCUGAUGGAGACAAAGCGCUCGAUGGACUGCGUGGUGGAGCUACAGGUCAACCACACACAACACCUCUGGCAGGCAUCGACAACCCCCCUGCGCCAAGUCAUGGAAGAGCUGGUGAGGAGCGCAGAGACCCUCAACACUGAGAUGCAGAACAUCUCGCGCGCCUUCGUGGAGCUGAACGAGCAGGUGGCCAGCGAGGAGGGCUACGACCUGCGGCAGCGCCCAGACACGGGCACACAGCCGGCCCCCAGCACCCAGGAGCUCUAUGAAACAAAGACCAAACUUCGCUGUGAAGCUGUGAUCGAGAGGGGCCUGCAGCGCUGCACAGGCCAUUUCCAGAACAUGUACAAGAAAUGCAAAGAAAAAGUGACCGUGCCCCUCAUCAGCCACCUCAUCUGCCUGCCCAUGCAGUUUGGGUUCCUCUGCCACUCGGUCAAACUCAUGAGCCACUGGUGUGAGAACAGGAUCCCUGUGGAUGGGAACUUUGGGAAGAUGUAUGACCAGGUGAACAGCUCUGUCAACAGCCUCAGACAGGAGUUCAGUGCCAGCAUUUCCUACCAGGAGGAGCACCAUAAGAUGCUGGUGGGCACAGAGAUAGCAGAGCAGCUGCGGCAGGAGGUGACCUCGCAGCUGCAGAGGGAAGGCGCCCGCCUGGGCCUGGCUGUCUCCUUCUUCCGCCUGCUGCUGUCCUUCACCUUCCUCUUCGUCUUCUUCUCGGCUUUCCUCUACACCCAUCAAUACCUUCACAACCUUGGCUUCGACAACUGCUACAUCACCACCUAUUUCCGCCAAAUCGAUGCCCGGCGUAGGGAGCAGAACAAGCAGACGCUGCUGCCCCUGCUCCGGGAAGAGAUCUCGUCUUUCAUUUUCCCGUGCAAACCGGCCCUGCAGCGGCCUGAGCUGCAGCACAUGGUGCUGGAGCUGCUCAGGUACAUCCCACUCCUGCUCUUCCUCCUCUUUGUCUGUGGCCUGGACCACUUCAUCUUCAGCAUUCUCAGCAUCAUCCAGCAUCAUUCCUUUAUCGAGUAUUCCUACCAAACCAGCCACCACCUGUCCGUGAACGUGAUGGGCACAUCCCUGAUGGCAGAGCUGCUGCGCGGCACCAUCGGGGCCCUCAACGCCUCCUUCGACACCGAAGUGGAGACCUCGAAUCUCGCCUGCCUGCCGCAGCCCACCGGGAUGACGAGGCAGCAGUACCUGAACACCUGCCUGCCCCUGGGCGCGCUGGCCCUGCUCUGCCUGGCCCAGGUCUACCCGUUCCGCCUGCGCCGCGCCAUCGCCGCCUUCUACUUCCCCAAGAGGGAGAAGGCUCGGGUGCUGUUCCUGUACAACAGGCUGCUGCGGCAGAGACAGAAUUUCUUGCUCCUGCAGCGCGGGCGCAUAGCCCGGCAGCCACCCACGCUGGUGAGUGGGGACACGGACACGGGGUGCCGGGUGGGGGUACCCACCGCCCCUGGACCCCACAGCCCUUCUGGCCGAGCCCCACAGCGGCCCGUGCUCGCCUCAGGGGACGUGGCUGUGGUGUCGCCGGCGCUGGCCCUGCCUGCGCCGCUGCCUGCGCCAGAGCUGCACCUUGUGCGGGACCCCCGAGACCCCCCAGCACCAGCCCUGCCCCAAUCCCGACUGCGGCGCCUUGUACUGCGCGUCGUGCUGGAAGCUGGAGGGGCGCACCUGCCUCGCCUGCAGCCCUGCGGACCCCGACCUCGUCCAGGAGAGCAGCGAGGAUGAGGAGGAGCAG
Molecule: messenger RNA, 2287 nt
Organism: Parus major (Great Tit)
Lineage: Eukaryota; Metazoa; Chordata; Aves; Passeriformes; Paridae
Gene: DCST1
Product: DC-STAMP domain containing 1
Exons: 15
Coding region: 1-2277 (758 amino acids)
Cellular component (GO): membrane
Source: RefSeq, a predicted model, not a curated record